Molecule: messenger RNA, 2484 nt
Organism: Closterium sp. Naga37s-1
Lineage: Eukaryota; Viridiplantae; Streptophyta; Zygnematophyceae; Desmidiales; Closteriaceae
Source: the annotation of a GenBank genome assembly
AUGCUCCUUCGACCCUCUUCAAUCCGGCUAAGCUAUCUCAUUGAAUUCGCACUGUGUUGUGCACGCACCACUCACUCGAUCGCACUCGUGCUUUCCACUGCUUGCUUGCGCUCGCUCCCUCCUCCUCCUCUCGCCGCUCUCACGGGCGGCACCAAGGGACCCUCCCCAGCUUCCCUCUGCCUACACCCCUCUGCCAGCACACCUACAGGCCGGCAGCAGCAGCGAGCAUGGAGGAGCAGUGGGAGCAGCGUGGCGAGCGGGAGAGGCGAGUGGUGGGAUGACGCACGGCCUGGGCUGGCCCUGCUGACCACUGCGCUCGCCCAACCUCCCGGCAGCACCAGCGCGACCGACCGUGGCGUCUCUGAGUGGCGCUGCGGCAGCAGGGGGAGUGUGGCGGCAAGGAGAGGCGCAUGGCCGUCUUCCCUCUGCCUACACCCCUCUGCCAGCACACCUACAGGCCGGCAGCAGCAGCGAGCAUGGAGGAGCAGUGGGAGCAGCGUGGCGAGCGGGAGAGGCGAGUGGUGGGAUGACGCACGGCCUGGGCUGGCCCUGCUGACCACUGCCCUCGCCCAACCUCCCGGCAGAACCAGCGCGACCGACCGUGGCGUCUCUGAGUGGCGCUGCGGCAGCAAGGGGAGUGUGGCGGCAAGGAGAGGCGCGUGGCCGUCUUCCCUCUGCCUACACCCCUCUGCCAGCACACCUACAGGCCGGCAGCAGCAGAAGGCAUGGAGGAGCAGUGGGAGCAGCGUGGCGAGCGGGAGAGGCGAGUGGUGGGAUGACGCACGGCCUGGGCUGGCCCUGCUGACCACUGCCCUCGCCCAACCUCCCGGCAGCACCAGCGCGACCGACCGUGGCGUCUCUGAGUGGCGCUGCGGCAGCAGGGGGAGUGUGGCGGCAAGGAGAGGCGCGUGGCCGUCUUCCCUCUGCCUACACCCCUCUGCCAGCACACCUACAGGCCGGCAGCAGCAGCGAGCAUGGAGGAGCAGUGGGAGCAGCGUGGCGAGCGGGAGAGGCGAGUGGUGGGAUGACGCACGGCCUGGGCUGGCCCUGCUGACCACUGCCCUCGCCCAACCUCCCGGCAGCACCAGCGCGACCGACCGUGCCGUCUCUGAGUGGCGCUGCGGCAGCAGGGGGAGUGUGGCGGCAAGGAGAGGCGCAUGGCCGUCUUCCCUCUGCCUACACCCCUCUGCCAGCACACCUACAGGCCGGCAGCAGCAGAAGGCAUGGAGGAGCAGUGGGAGCAGCGUGGCGAGCGGGAGAGGCGAGUGGUGGGAUGACGCACGGCCUGGGCUGGCCCUGCUGACCACUGCCCUCGCCCAACCUCCCGGCAGCACCAGCGCGACCGACCGUGGCGAGGCUGAUGCAGACGGCAGAGAGGAGGCUGCUGCACCUGGGGACGGCAGAGAGGGGGCUGCUGCACCUGUGGACGGCAGAGAGGAGGCUGCUGCACCUGUGGACGGCAGAGAGGAGGCUGCUGCACCUGUGGACGGCAGAGAGGAGGCUGCUGCACCUGUGGACGGCAGAGAGGAGGCUGCUGCACCUGUGGACGGCAGAGAGGAGGCUGCUGCACCUGGGGACAGCAGAGAGGAGGCUGCUGCACCUGUGGACGGCAGAGAGGAGGCUGCUGCACCUGGGACGGCAGAGAGGAGGCUGCUGCACCUGGGGACGGCAGAGAGGAGGCUGCUGCACCUGUGGACGGCAGAGAGGAGGCUGCUGCACCUGUGGACGGCAGAGAGGAGGCUGUUGCACCUGGGGACGGCAGAGAGGAGGCUGCUGCACCUGUGGACGGCAGAGAGGAGGCUGCUGCACCUGUGGACGGCAGAGAGGAGCCUGCUGCACCUGUGGACGGCAGAGAGGAGGCUGCUGCACCUGUGGACGGCAGAGGAGGCUGUUGCACCUGUGGACGGCAGAGAGGAGGCUGCUGCACCUGUGAACGGCAGAGGAGGCUCUGGGCUUCCCAGGUCUCCCACACUCGCUCUUGUGCUCGUGAGCACCGACGCAGCAAGCUGGCGGCCCCCCCCACCCCAGCAGCAGCAAGGCGGAGUGUGCCUGCCCUCCCACACCAGUAGCAGCAAGGCGGAGUGUGCCUGCCCUCCCACACCAGUAGCAGCAGAGGCGAGUGGCAGCUGGGGAGCAGUGGAGGGGGGAGGGAGUGGAGCAGAGGAAGGGGUCGAGGGGCAGAGGAAGUAUGGAAGUGGGGGAGGAGGGGAGCAUGCCGCGGAAGCAGAGGCAGUGGCGAGCAGCAUCAGGGGAGCAGUGGAGGGGAGCAGAGGGAGUCGACCAGAGAAAGCUGUCGGAGCAGAGGCGGGGAGAGUAGGAGGGGAGAAGAGGGGAGCGGAGGAGGGGAGCAGGGAAGGGGAGAAGACGUGGGUAGAAGAGGAGGCGAGCAGAGGAUGGCAAUCAGAGGAAGGAGCGUGUGGAGCUGAAGCAGAGGAAGCAGCAGCAGAGGGGACAGCGAAGCAGAGGGGGUUAGCUGAAGCAUAG